AUGUCAUCUCAAAAAAUCGAUCUAUCGAAAUUAAAUGCUGAGCAAUUAGCUGCUGUAAAACAACAGUUUGAUCAAGAGUUACAACAUUUCACUCAAUCUUUACAAGCUUUGAAUGUUGCCAAAAAUAAGUUUACAGAAUGCAUUGAAGAUAUAAAGGUAACUUCUUCGACAGAUAAUGAGAACCAAAAGUUGUUAAUUCCAGCAACUGCUUCUUUAUACGUUCCAGGUAAAAUUAUUGAUAAUAAAAAAUUUUUGGUCGAUAUCGGUACCGGUUAUUAUGUUGAGAAGGAUGCUGACAAGGCAAUUGAAUUUUAUCAAAAGAAAAUUAACAAAUUAAGCACAGAGUCGACACAAAUCCAAAACAUCAUCAAAGAAAAAUCACAAUCAUCGUUUGCUAUUGAGCAACAAAUAAGAGAGGCUGCCAUUAGACAAAAUCAUGAAGCUGCCAAAGAACAACCAGCUCAAAAUGAAGCUUAA
Tetrapisispora phaffii CBS 4417 is the source of this 477-nucleotide messenger RNA. It is a transcript of the gene GIM5, whose product is annotated as Gim5p. The coding region runs from base 1 to 477 and encodes 158 amino acids. NCBI's taxonomy places the organism in Eukaryota, Fungi, Ascomycota, Saccharomycetes, Saccharomycetales, Saccharomycetaceae. The record is from RefSeq and is a predicted model, not a curated record. The transcript is spliced from 2 exons. Gene Ontology annotation, biological process: regulation of DNA-templated transcription; protein folding. Gene Ontology annotation, cellular component: cytoplasm; prefoldin complex.